Centropristis striata (black sea bass) is the source of this 1221-nucleotide messenger RNA. Its product is annotated as arrestin domain-containing protein 3-like. The record is from RefSeq and is a predicted model, not a curated record. Gene Ontology annotation, biological process: protein transport. The transcript is spliced from 6 exons. Gene Ontology annotation, cellular component: cytoplasm; plasma membrane. The coding region runs from base 148 to 1095 and encodes 315 amino acids. NCBI's taxonomy places the organism in Eukaryota, Metazoa, Chordata, Actinopteri, Perciformes, Serranidae.
UUGGAAUACUUCUCGUGAACUCAGGCUUCACCUUUCCCAGAAGCCACACCCAGUUGUUUAGCGUCAGCUGACAGCUGUCAAAACUAUUGAGCAAACGCUUCUGGUCUUAUUGACACAAGUCAAGGAAACAGAGCAUGUUUGUCAAAAAUGUGUCGGAUAAAGGACUUUAAUCUGGAAUAUACAGCUCCCAACAGAGAGAACAUAUUUUCUGAAGGAGAUACUAUCGAAGGUACAGUCACUUUCACUUUGACGAAAGACACCAAAAUAAAGAGCAUGAUGGUGAAAGCCAAAGGGGACGCGGACGUGCGCUGGACAGAGGGCAACGGAGAGGACGACAAAAUUUACAGUGAUCACAGGAGAUACUUCUUACUCGAAGAGUACUUAGUUGAGAAAAAUCUUAAAGGCACUGUACUUCCCAGAGGAAUCCAUCGCUUUAAGUUCAGGUUUCAAAUCCCAAAGAGGGACAUGCCACCAUCCUUUAAAGGGACUCAUGGAAAUAUUGCAUAUAUGCUUGAAGCAAAAAUAUCCAGGCGCUGGCAUUUUUCUACUGUGUUACAAAAAGAGUUCAAAUUCUUUUCAAAGUCCUUUUUACAUCCGCGCCUCUCUGUUCCUCAGUCUGGUUCAGUGGGUAAAAAGAUGGGAGGGUUUUCCAAAGGAGAGGUCCAAAUGUCUGCUACUGUUAACACAAAGGUUUGCUCUCAAGGUGACACCUUAUCUAUUGAUGCCAAAAUCUGCAACUCUUCUUCCAAAAAAAUGAGGCUCAAAUUCAGUUUGGUGCAGAGGACAGAAUUCCGUGACAGUGGCUCCACCGCCAUCAGUAACAAAAGUGUGUUCGAAAAAGUUGGAGAAACUAUUAGAAAGUACUCGGAGGAAACUGUCUCCUGCCAAAUGAAGAUUCCUGUUGAUGACAUCUUCACUAUCCACAAUUGUGAUAUCAUCUCAGUUGACUAUUACCUCAAGGUGUAUCUGGACAUCGGUUCUGCCUCUAAUCCAGGGGUGGAGUUUCCACUGAUCAUCGUCCCUUCUGGCUCUGUUAACCUUCAGUCUGGUGAGUCAGUGGGGCCUUACCCAGCUGGAGCUGUUGGGGGCCAGUGAUGUCCCUCCCCCUGCCUUCCCAGCUGGAGCUUACCCUGCAUCCUCUCUGCUUCAUCUUCAGUGCAAAAAUCAAAAACCAACUGCUCCACCUUUGUUUGAACAGGGAGAAGCACCUCUGUUUUAUAU